Molecule: messenger RNA, 4205 nt
Organism: Triticum aestivum (bread wheat)
Lineage: Eukaryota; Viridiplantae; Streptophyta; Magnoliopsida; Poales; Poaceae
Exons: 12
Coding region: 1598-3157 (519 amino acids)
Source: RefSeq, a predicted model, not a curated record
CGACGGAGCUUCGCGUUCUCAUGUCUGAACAGAUACAUGGAGGACGGAUCGUCACGGAUGCUGAGCCUUGCUGGUCCGUGUGUUCCGCUGGUCUGACCAACGUCGUCAGGUAUAGGGACGCCAUAAAUGCAGGCAAUUGCUUCCCAGCUGCCACGGCCAUCCGCACUCUAGAAAAUCCCCCAUUCGGUUUCGCUCUCUGCUGCAAACCCUAGUCUACCUGAGCCACCAUGUCUGCCUCGUCGUCCUCCUCUCUCCCUGUGCCAGCCGAUUUCCCUCUUGAUCUCAUCAGGUGUCCCUUCUGCGGCGCGGAUCUGGAAACCAAUGUAGCAAGAACCGGGAGCAAGGCGGGGCAGCGGUUCUACAAGUGUGUCCGCUAUGAUACGGCCUACGUCAGAAGGAUGACUCCGUACCAGAUCGCCCGUGCUCAGCAGCAAGCGGGGGUGCUCCAGGUCCAGAUGCAGGCAAACCCGGCCGGCAUCGUCGCUCCACCUGCAAACCAGGCUCAGGUCCAGGCGAACCAGGGUCAGAAUCACCCUCUAGCGACGCCGGAGACCGUUUUGGUGAACCAGAUCUUCAGGCCCAUCGCAGCUGCUGCUUCUGGUUCUCAGGCGCUGGGGGCAACAGCUUUCAUCCUUGCCGCUAGCAACAUCAUGCUCACUCUGCUGCUUCUGUUGUUCGUUGUGGCCAUCUAUUUUGGCGGCGGUAACUAGUUCGUUCUUAGUACGACAUACGUUGACAUUUCGGGAAGGGUUCUUAGCAAAAGUGUGUGUGUGAUGCUCGACUGCGGAUUUGGUUGUUCCUAGUUUGCCUUAGGCAAUAUGAUUAGGGAAUUAAUGGUGUUCAAGGGUGGCUCCCUUUACCUCUAAGUCUGUUUACCAGAACAUGUAAUUCAUACUCUAAUGUAACGCACUAUCUGGAACUAAUGAAGCUUUGCUGUGUUAGUUAAUCAGUUAUCAAUUCCAUUUAGUAUACAGUGCAUUUUUUAUUUUGGUUGUUUGUUCUUUAUUUUUAACGUACUCAACUCCAUUAUACAGCCCAACAGAUGGACCUCACUCGUCAUCUCCACCGUUUGGUACCUCCUCUCCGAAAGGAACACGCGUCUCGAUCGUUCUGAAGUCACCGAGCUGCACAACAUACUGUGGAGGUUGCGCAUGCUGUAUUCAUUGCAUACCUGCAUCCAUCUACCCUAUCUACCCACCCACAUCGCCUUUCUUUACACACCACUCAUUUCAUCCCCUACGCCCACCCAACUCUGGUCGCCCUCAUUGCCUCUAGAGUUCCUUGUUCGUCGUCCCAACUUGGCGGAAAGGAUCUCGCCUACAGUUGUUUUAUGCAUCGAGAUCUUCAGCUCUUAGCGAAUAGAUGAACAAUAUUCAAAUUCUGAUAGCUGCGGGGCGGACGCAGAUGGAUCUGAAAGUGCGAACGCACCGGCCGGUCAGCAAGGUCUGCACGCUGCCCUGGAUGAAUCUUCUUCCAGCGCCAGGAGUGGAGACCCCCCGCCCCAACUUCAUGCAUCUCUCUGAAGCACGCUCUCAGUGUCAUCAAGACUUUCAGCGACUACAAGAAAUGGCUUGUGGAAGAGAUUGGUUUUGGAGGUAUGCUCAAUCUCCCCGACAUUCAGAAGUUAAAUCUCAGAUGCAGUGCCUGGAUUAUGAGUAGGGUUAGUGUUAGUCGUAGAGAGUUAAGGCUAUCAGAAAGUAAGGUGCUCAAGUUCUAUGCUGAGGAUGUCUUUAAGGUCUUUGGCAUCCCUUGCGAGAACCGUAGCAUGAAAGGGAGAGAUGCAAAUAUCAAUCCAGAAGCAAUCCACUUCAUCAAGUCAACCCUUGAAAUGAAUAAGACAGGAGUGCAUAGCUUGCGCGUGGCAGAACAAUUCCUGAUGCAUGAUAUUAAUGAGAAUUCUAGCAAGCUCGAGAAAGAUUAUUUUCAAAUUGCAUUUGUCAUAUUUGUCAUGGGGCAUGUACUCGCUCCGACCACGAAGCACAACUACUCGACCAUUGAUUUCUGGGGGGCAAUUGCCAACACUGAAAUGAUACAACAGUUCAACUGGUGUGAGUAUGUCCUCCAGCAUUUGCUCGACACAGUACGAAAACUCAAGAGAGAUAUGAUGAUGAACAAUCAUUCAACCAACCUCACCGGAUGUCAUUUCUUCUUUCAGGUUUUUCUGCUCGACAAUCUUGAUCUUGGUAUAUUGAAUAAGCCACACAAUGUACUACCAAGGAUCAUUGACUUCGACCCGGAUACACUAAACAAAAUGCUCAUCAUGGCUCUUGACCCAGUAAAGGGAUCUAUGUCAUAUUCCCAUGCAAACCUCCGAGACCCGGCGAAUGUUUGUUAUGUGCGACACAAGGUUCAGUACACAAUUCCGUCGUCUUCCACCACCAAGCAAUUGCCAAGGGCUGGGACCACUCCACGCUCUGCAAAAACUCCCACAACAGAAUCUCCUUGUCCUGGUACUGGUUGCCGUCAGGAGAACUUUGCGACUCCAAACACAAUGCCACGUGUAGUAGGGCCUUUGGACCUUGCCAACUUCUUGCGGCAGCAGUACCCACACCUCGUGACUGAUGAGAUAACCAUGAUCAUGAAACAGCAGAAUGCCAGCUCAAUUAGGCGUUUGACAGAAGCAUCCAACGCCAUCCAAGUGGUUCUAUCGCAGGCAAAAAAUGCAUUGCAGUCAGAUAUGCUCAACUAUUCAGAGAAAAUUCUGAAAUCAAUUUCAGGUCGGCGCCUUUGCUGUCGUACGCGAGGGUUCACAGAGUGUCAUGCAUCAGGUGCCGCUACUGCCAAGAAUGUAUGUUUCAGCACUCCUGUUGGGCAAAGAAUCCAGGGGCACAUGCUUGAUUUGUCUGAUGGAGAAGCUAUGUCACCGCUUAACCAGGGUGGAUCAUCAAGGAAACGAAACGCAAGCAAUGAGGACUCUGCAUCCGCAAGAAAAAAAUUGAUUUCAGAAUCAUCCAUUGUGAUUAACUACUUCAAAGACACCAUUCGCGAAGUUGCACAAAUGUAUGCUGAUCUCCCAGCGAAGACAACCGUUGCGUGUUUGGCCAAACCCAGGGUAAACUUCCAAAGAGGAAGUACAUUUUUCAGCAUGGUUAUGCAACAAAUCCAUGGGAGCGUGGAGUUUUACCACUACCACCGCACGCUGAAACCACAUAUAUGAUAGUUGCAUACUUCUCCAACUUAACUGAGAGUGAUCUUCAGAGGCAUUAUGUUAUCCACCACUCCCCCAGACUUGUCAGUGUUACAGGGAUCGCUAUGUUUCAUCAGCUCAUUGGCAGUCGGAGUCUCGAUCACGAACUUGCUUCCAUUAUAUGUAGAAGGUACACUCAGUAAGAUAUGGAAGCCAAUAGGUAAUGUCCGUACCUCAACUGGAGGCACAACAUGGAAACGGAGUUUGCGACAAUUGUACUGUAUGACCACGACUAUGUGAACAACAUUUCGAUUCAGAAGCAACUAGUCGGCAAGGACAUGCCUUACGAUAUAACCUCAUCUCAGAUGUUCUUCCUGCCAGUACCCCUCGAAGCUGGAUGGGUUUUAUUGAUGUGGGACAUGAUGUCGAGGAAGAUUCAUUUUUUGGACCCGAAGAUCAGAUGGAAUGGCCCUGAUGAUUUCACAAAAGAUAAGCAUGAACUUAUUGCAUGGAAGCUUCACCAUACGUUAUUCCUGUGCCAGAAUGAGUAUUAUGCUGGAUGGCCAACCCAGGAUGGUCAUUGGGGAACGGUUUACCCAGUAGUAGCCGAAGAAACAUUCCUCAGAGAUAACUCGCUCAUAGAUGCUUACAUGGAUUAACCAAUAAGCCGCCCGCCUCUCCAACGAUUGGAUUCCACACCUCAUCUAUGCCAUCCAGGUAGUCCUCCGGUUUUGUAUGCCCAGCCCAGAAGCAUCAUGUCAGCAAAACAACUUAUAUAUAUUGGACACGCGAAAGAACAAAUGAUACUUCAUUCAUACCCUGAAUUGUGUAGGGUAUUCUCUCAGCAAGUAGAUCAGCUUCUUGAUCUUAUCUUCAGUGUACUCGCUGACUCUAGGGAGUUUAUUUGGUUCCACAUUGUCUGCCCCAAAAUCCAGCCAAUCGAACACCCAAGGAUGUGCGAUGUCCAUGUAAUCAUUGGCAAGUUAGUGACAACAAUUGAGGAAACUAAAAUGUUAUAAUAUAUGUUGUAUCAUUUUUUACUUACAAUGAUAGCCAAAUGGCACCUUGGUACUCUCAA